Molecule: messenger RNA, 3123 nt
Organism: Penicillium verrucosum
Lineage: Eukaryota; Fungi; Ascomycota; Eurotiomycetes; Eurotiales; Aspergillaceae
Exons: 5
Coding region: 1-3123 (1040 amino acids)
Source: RefSeq, a predicted model, not a curated record
AUGUUCCUCGGUGGAGAAUGCGGCAAGCGUCUAAUACCAAAUGUCAUUGAUGAGACGGCUCGCAAAACUCCCGAUCUUGAGUGCAUGUCAAUCCCACGGAUCAACAAUCCCUGCGAUGGAUGGAAGCCUGUGACCUGGUCUGAGGUCGCCAAUGCCGUCAAUUAUGUCGCGAAUAUGCUCAUCACGCAGAAUGGGUAUCCAUCUCCUGGCGAAUUCCCUACAGUGGCCUACAUCGGCUUGGAGGACCCGCGCUACCCCAUCUUCGUGGUCGGUGCUAUCAAGGCCGGUUACCAGGCCCUGCUCAUUUCGCCUCGCAACUCAAUCGAGGCGCAACGGAACCUGUUCGAUAAGACGGAUUCCAACAUACUAUAUCAUGAACUCCAGUUUGCUUCAAUGGUGCAGCCAUGGGUGGAUGCCAGGCCGGCGAUGAGGAGUGUGGCUGUAGCGCCAUUUGACGAGUGGGUUGCUUAUGGGGUGACACCCGUUCUGUACACAAAAACAUUCGCUGAGGCAGAAUGGGACCCUUAUGUGGUACUGCACACUAGUGGCAGUACUGGCCUUCCUAAACCAGUAGUCCUGCGGCAGGGUAUGGUUGCUCAGCAUGAUCUUCAUCGCUACUAUAAUACGACGAUCGCAUUCCGGGACCCCUCUCGUCCGAUAACAGGCGAUAAUGUGGUUAAGUGGCUGAAAAACAGUAACCCCGGGUGGACGGCUAUACCACCAGCCAUCCUGGACCAUAUGUCUCACUCGGAGGAGGCAAUCACCGAGCUUAAAAAACUCCAUGUCGUGGCCUUUGGGGGAGGCGCUAUUACCCCGGAGACGGCUAAUCGACUGGUAUACUACGGUAUUAAUAUAGCGAACACCAUUGCAGCUACUGAGUUCGCUUUCUUUCCUUAUUACUCUCAACCGGAUCCCGCUAUGUGGCCGUGGUUCAUCAUUCCAAGUGAUGUGAUAGGCAUCGAAUGGCGGUUGAUUGGCGACGAUACGUACGAGCAAGUUAUAGUGCGCAAGGACAAGCACCCGGGGCUACAGGGUUGCUUCUAUACUUUUCCCCAGUUGGACGAGUUCAGCACCAAAGACUUGUACCGGCCGCACCCUACCUUGGCAGACCACUGGACAUACGUGGGUCGGGCUGACGACAUCAUUGUCUUCUCCACGGGAGAGAAGCUGAAUCCCGUCAGUAUCGAAGGCGCCAUCAUGGGUCACCCAGCGGUGUUCAGCGCGCAGGUCGUUGGUAGUAAGCAAUUCCAUGCUGGGCUAAUGAUCGAGCCUGUUCAUUAUCCCAACAAUGAAAAGGAAAGGCAGAUCUUUCUUGAUGAUAUUUGGCCAACUAUUGAAACGGUUAAUGCUCAAACGGUUGCACACGGCCGUAUCUUACGUGAUUAUGUCUUUUUGUCGGAUCCGCAGCGCCCAUUCCCUCGCGCAGGUAAAGGCACUAUUCAGCGCGCUAUGGUGGAAAGGUUAUACGCGGAAGACAUUAAAAUCUUCUUCGAUAACAGAAACAAUUUGGUUGUUCCUGUGGAUCUUGAUGUCACUUCUGAGACGACAGUUUUGGGUUCUGUUUGCAAGUUGGUUCGGAGCAUGCUCAAACUCCCUGAAUUGGACAUGGACGACGAUUUCUUUAUCGCUGGCAUGGAUUCGCUGCAAGUGAUACAACUCUCUCGCGUGCUGUUUGUCACCCUGAAGAAGGCGGGUGUUAAACCCAGCGAGCAGGCGGUGGAAUCGAGGGUUAUCUAUGCCCAUCCAACGAUGACACAGCUAGCGGCGUAUGUCUUCUCCCUGGUCUGCGAAAAUUGCAGACAGGGUGGCCCAACCGGUGACCCAGGUGUGAUGGCGGAUGAAACAGCCAUUUGCACUGCACUCGUCGACAAGUACAUUCAUGACCUCCCAGCGGCAGUGCCGAAUAAGCCAGCUCCUGCCGACAGAGGACAAGUUAUCAUCAUCACAGGCACAACGGGUGCACUGGGAUCGUAUUUGCUGGACUUCACUUUAAAAUGUCCCAAUGUUAGCAAGGUAAUAUGUUUCAACCGUUCUGUGAACGGUUUACAGCGCCAGAUUGAGGCCAGUACAUCCAGGGGAUUAUCGACUGAUUUCUCUCGGGCCGAGUUCCUGCAGGUAAAUCUUGCAGAACCAGGCUUGGGCCUUGCCCUCGAGGUAAAGACCCGACUCGCCGACGAGGUGGACCGCGUGAUCCACAAUGCCUGGCCUGUCAACUUUAACCUGUCCGUGGCGUCGUUUGAGCCGCACAUCCGUGGGGUGCGUCACCUGGUCGAUUUCAGCUCACAAUCUGCGCGCAAAAAUGUGCCCAUAACCUUCAUUUCAAGCAUUGGAACGGUUGAGAGAUGGCAGACCCCCGAAGUGCCUGUGCCCGAGGAGGCGCUACCAAAUUGGUCCAUCGCAACGAUGGGAUACAGUCAGUCGAAGCUCGCAGGCAGUAUGAUUCUCGAUGCAGGUACCAAAAUAUCGGGUGUGCCUAGUGUCAUAGUACGGGUUGGUCAAGUUGCGGGCCCGCGUGGCCAGCAGGGUAAAUGGAAUCCGCAAGAGUGGCUUCCAAGCUUAGUUCGGAGUUCCGUUCACUUAGGACUCCUGCCUGACUCCCUUGGCACAUUUGAAGACGCGGGCUGGGCACCGGUGGAGGACAUUGCAAAUGUGAUACUGGAUGUUUCGGGUGUGACAUCUCUCUGGUCGGUAGAAGAGAUUACCGGGUACUUCCAUGCACUCAAUCCAAAGGCUACCAACUGGCCUAGCCUCAUACCCGUUCUGCGUGAGUUUUAUGGCGAGAGGAUCGAAAAGGUAGUCUCAUUUGAAGAGUGGAUCCAUGCACUUGAAAAGAGCCAGGUUUACCCUGUGGUGGAUGAUAACCCAGCGGUGAAACUGCUCGACACAUAUCGAUCGGCGGCGGAGGGUGCGAAGAUGGGAAUCAAGGCGGCACCACUGGCUACCACAAGAACUAAGUUCUAUAGCUUGACAAUGCGGCAGAUGGAGGAGGUUUCGCCUGAAUUGAUGAGGAAUUGGUUUUUACAAGGAGGCACACUAGAGGAGCAACACAUCAGCAAUAAUGUCCCAAAGUCCCAUACGGCCAAGUGUAUGGGGUUCCUAAGAUGCGGCGAUGGUCCCAUAUAG